GGUGGUUGGUUGUGGGCUUAUUUAUUUUUUCCCCUUUUCUGGAUGUAAAGAAUCCUUCAAGAACUUCCACUAUUUUAUAGGGCCUCUGUGAGAGAGACAGAGAGAGAGAGAGGCCAUUUUCUUGAAGGAGGAACAGAAAAGAUUGAAGCUUUGGUGGGUUUAAUUUAUGGGGUCUUCUUGCAGUGCCAGGAUUAAGGCAGAGAGUCCCCUUCAUGCUGGGGCAGGUGGUUUAAGUAACAGGCUUUCAUCGCCCUCGGUGCCAUUGACCCCUCGGAGUGAGAGUGAAAUUUUGGAGUCGUCGAAUCUCAAGGGUUUCACUUUUAAUGAACUCAGAAUAGCCACUCGAAACUUCCGGCCCGAUAGUGUGUUGGGUGAAGGCGGUUUUGGUUGCGUCUUUAAGGGAUGGGUUGACGAGAACACCUUUAAGGCAGCUAGGCCCGGUACUGGGUUGGUUAUUGCUGCAAAGAGACUGAAUCAAGAAGGUUUCCAAGGUCAUAAGGAAUGGCUGGCAGAAAUCACUUAUCUGGGGCAGCUAUCUCAUCCUAAUCUCGUAAAAUUGAUUGGCUACUGCUUGGAGGAUGAACACAGGCUUCUGGUGUAUGAAUUCAUGCCUCGUGGAAGUUUGGAAAAUCAUCUAUUCAGAAGGAGUUCUUACUUUCAACCACUAUCUUGGAAUCUUAGAAUGAAGGUCGCCCUCGGUGCAGCCAAGGGACUUGCGUACCUUCACAGUCCAGAAGCUAAAGUUAUAUAUCGGGAUUUCAAAUCAUCGAACAUUUUGCUUGAUUCUAAUUACAACGCAAAGCUUUCUGAUUUUGGAUUGGCUAAGGACGGGCCGAUUGAUGGAAAGAGUCACGUCUCGACAAGAGUGAUGGGUACAUACGGCUAUGCAGCUCCAGAGUACAUGGCCACAGGCCAUUUAACGACUAGAAGCGACGUGUACAGUUUUGGGGUUGUGCUUCUUGAAAUGCUGACAGGGCGUCGGGCAGUGGACAAAAACCGCCCAAAUGGGGAGCAGAACCUCAUCGAAUGGGCCAAGCCUUACCUCGCGAGCAAGCGGAGAAUCCUGAGAGUAAUGGAUCCACGCAUAGAAGGGCAGUACUCGUUGAGCGGGGCACUAAGGGCAGCACUUCUAGCUGUUAAAUGUCUAUCGAUCGAGCCGAAAUACAGGCCGAACAUGAUUGAAGUGGUGAAGGAACUGGAACAACUUCAGGACUUGAAAGACACAGCAAACCAGAAAAACGAAGCUUCACGGAGGCACCACAACCGAUCCUGCAGUGCCAACGAAGAGGCCUCGAGAAGAAGAGUGGCGUCUUAUCCAAGACCACCCGCUUCUCCCCGCCUUGCCGCCUGACCGGGCGGGGGAAGGGAAGGAAACCACUCUCCAUGUACGUACUACCUCGAGCAAAAAUAAAAACGAAGAAACGAGCCUUGUCGGGUUGUGCAGCUCCUAUUUUGGGUUGGUGGAAAAUCUGUAGUUUGAUGUUUUCUUCAUGCAUAAAGUUAGAUAUGAGAUGUGUAUGAAAGCAAUUGCCAGAGGGAUGCAAUCUUCUUUUGUCAUGCUUGUAUGUCUAUGAGAAGUUAGAAUCUUUGUCCCAGUUAUGAACAUGUGAAUUAUGAGAAAUGUACAUAUACAUCAUUC
This is a messenger RNA of Ipomoea nil (Japanese morning glory), 1639 nucleotides long. Its product is annotated as protein kinase APK1A, chloroplastic-like. Gene Ontology annotation, biological process: protein phosphorylation. Lineage: Eukaryota; Viridiplantae; Streptophyta; Magnoliopsida; Solanales; Convolvulaceae. The transcript has 6 exons. The record is from RefSeq and is a predicted model, not a curated record. Gene Ontology annotation, molecular function: protein kinase activity; ATP binding. Bases 167 to 1351 code for a protein of 394 amino acids.